AUGGAUUCUUCCGCCGCGAGUCUCAUUCAUAAGGCCAAUGGCAAGCAGAUGUACACAUCAAAGUACUUUCCACCAAGUAACAUCAUCUACUCCAGCCAGGGAGACGAUGCCCAUAAUAUGGGAUUCCUUGUUGGUUUUGCCGAGGCACAGGUUAAGCUUCGAAUCCAUGAAGGUGUUCUGCUCAUUCGUCUCUGGUCUGAUGCAUAUGAUGCUCUGGACGCCAAACAAGAGAGUGUCAUAUAUCAGCAAUACUUGAUGUUGGUGAGAAAGAUUGCUGGCCGGAUGAUAGGAGAGCAGCUAGAUCCGGGGAAGGCAAGAAACAGGCCCCUGAUUCUGCGGAAGACAUCCAGCGUUACCUCGAAGGUCAAUUACGACGAAGGUGCUCGCACAGAAGCUUCGACUCAAGCUCCUAAGAUCCUGACCCACAACCUCUCGACGGCCACACCCCCUCAAAGAUCAACUUCUCUAGGGAUUUCUGCGGGAAAAUUGAACCCGCAUGCCGUCAAGUUCUCAUCACCCAAUGCUCCUGCAAAGAAGGGGGGUGAUAAGCCACCUCACGGCGAGCCCACCUCUUCAAUGUCGUGCGUGACGACCUUCGAAGAGCGCUGCAAGAAGCUAGGACUGCGUGUCUCGUCAGCAAAGGUGUAA
Annulohypoxylon maeteangense is the source of this 648-nucleotide messenger RNA. RefSeq lists its product as uncharacterized. The record is from RefSeq and is a predicted model, not a curated record. The transcript is spliced from 4 exons. NCBI's taxonomy places the organism in Eukaryota, Fungi, Ascomycota, Sordariomycetes, Xylariales, Hypoxylaceae. The coding region runs from base 1 to 648 and encodes 215 amino acids.